Microstroma glucosiphilum is the source of this 2242-nucleotide messenger RNA. RefSeq lists its product as hypothetical. The coding region runs from base 458 to 2152 and encodes 564 amino acids. Lineage: Eukaryota; Fungi; Basidiomycota; Exobasidiomycetes; Microstromatales; Microstromataceae. The transcript has a single exon. The record is from RefSeq and is a predicted model, not a curated record.
GGCAAAGGCGGGCGGACAGGGACCUUUACCUUUUCAUCAUCCUUCUCAGCAAGCCCUUCCCUACCUGGCUGCCGUCAGAAACAGUUGUUGGUAGAUGCCACUUCGGCUGCCAUCGAAGUCAGAUCUCCAUCUAUCUCCAUCAGUCAUAAGCACAGCGCCAUCUUCGACGCAGCAGCUGCCUAAAUGUGCCAUAUGCCAUCGUAAUCCCUCGCCCUACACCUGUCCCACUUGCAACAUCCCCUACUGCUCUCUUGUCUGCUUCAGAAACGAGAAGAAGCACGCGGGAUGUCUCGCAACAUUUCAAGGCAAAGCUGAAGAUCAGCUGAGAGAGGUCAGCCGGCUUGACCAUGACGCAGAUCUGCAAACAGGAGAGACAGAGGAGAAAGAUGCUCAGCGUAAGGAGGUCCUCGAUCUUCUGAGGAGGUAUCAGGCAGAGCAGGAUGAUGGCGAAGGCGGAAUGGAUCUGCAGUCGCUUCUAGAGUCGGCGCAAGGGCAAGAUAGCGCUGAAGAUAGCGACGACGAGAGUCAGACAGGCCUCCCACACGGUAAUCUUACCGAAGCCAAUCUGCCCUCUUCUACUGCAGCGUUGCUCGCCAUGCUGGACAAGGAGCAGCGAGAAACGUUCUUGGCCGCUGUUGGUCACGAGAAGCCGCACCAGUCAACGACUCAGGACACCUCACCUGCGAAUGUGGACACCGUUGCGCCGCUGCAGAGCAAGGAGCGAGCAAAGAAGCUAUGGGAGAAGAUUGUGCAGGAUGAGCAGCGGAGGACCGCUGAUGAUCAAGCAGCUGCAGGAGGCUCUUCUGCACAGCUCUGGUGGCUAAGCAAAGUCAGACCAGAUCGAGAAGCAGUCGAGGAAGACAUGACGCUGGGAACGGCUCCGCAUGCUCCUUCAUUCGAUGUUGAAGUUCAGACUCUGCUCGCUGUGAGACAAAGCAAGUCGGCGCCACCGCCGGCUAGAGGACUUGCUUGGAACUGCGUCUCUCUCUUGACGGCGUAUACCUACAUCCUCCUGCAUCUGGAUGUCCCCUCAUUCUCCUCUCUGCUGUCUAGGGCGACUUCUGGGGAGUAUGAGCUCAUUGUCCUCUCUUUCAAUCUGCUCGCAAGGCUUUGUCCCUUCCUCUUCGCUCUCCCCGCGGCUCAGGCAGGCGGCCCUUCUUCCUCUACCGCUUCCUCUGCCUCGAGCGAUGCGAAUCUUCUGCUCUCUGGUCCCUCCUCGGUCUCUUCAUACUUGCUAUCAAGGUUGGGCGACAGAGAUCGCUCAUCGAGGCCGAGUCAGCUUCUGCUCGAGCUGUACACGAAGGCUGCCAGCUUGAUGGAGGAGGACAACAUCACUGUCAACGGAUUGGAGCGGGCAAGCAAAGCUCACGGGACGUUUGCAGAUAUCUGGCUUCUAAUGGAUUGCGCCCUGGCCCAGCCAAGCAUCUUGUCCGCACUGGUAUUGCCCGUCUCCCUUGGUAAAGUCGCCAAGCCGAGCCAGGUGAAGCGCUCUGUUCAGCAAGCCAGCCGCAAGCUCAUCUUCUACUCGGCAACAUGUGCAUCAGCCACUAAUAGCGGUCACGGCACCCUACUCUCGUCCACCGAAGUCCUCGGCAAGCCUGUGCACAGCGGUUCAAAAGACGCUCUUUCCUCGCUGACAUCGCUCUCGUUGGAGGGAGAAGGCAGCCUGAGACCGCAUAAAAGCCAGCGGGAAGCCAAGACGCUGCACGAGGAGAUGGAAAUGCUGCGUGGGGAAGUCAAGGCUCUGGAGGAAGAGGAGAGGUGGUACGCUGCUCGACGGUUGGAGGUGGAGCGUCUAGGCGGUGGGAAAGAAGGGGCAAACAGCAUCGUGAUGUCGGCGGCCAAUAAGAGCACGGAUGCCCAACCCAGGAUCAAGCCCAUUGAUCCUGAGCCAAAUGUCCUUCCGGCAUGCGUCACGAAGGAGCCUGCAAUCACGCAAAGAGAAAGUCAGAAGGUCGAAAGUGGACCAAAAGCGAAAGGUUUCGCCGCGAAGCGUCUGGCGAGGCAGCAGAGGGAAGAGCAGUCCCGAAUGCCUGUUCGACAGACUGGCAGCGAAUCCUUGCAAGAUAGUAGUCCAGACGAGCAAGGGGAGGAGCAUGCAGAGAGGCAAGGUAAGCUCCCUUCGAAGGGAAUGAUCCAGAUGCUGGACUAGGCGUUGCCCUUCAGGAUACUUGUGCACCUCAGUGAAUGAUAAUGAUACCCACUCCGCUGGAACCUUGAAAUGGAACAAAAUCUCGUCAAC